AUGGCUGCUACAGUUGCGUCUUGGUUUGGGUAUAAGCCCUCCGUCCUAGGAGACAAAAAGCUUACAGAAGAGCCACCCAAAUCCCUCCCAGCUUCGUGGUACUACUCCCCAGAGAUAUAUCAGUUGGAGCGAAGAGCUAUCUUUUCCAAGAAAUGGAUUCUGGUUACCCACAAGUUGCGCUUCACAAAACCCGGUGACUUUCUUCGGUUUGAGGAAGCUGGAUUCUCGUUUGUGUUGUGCCUUGAUCGAGAAGGUAACUUGAACGGUUUCCACAAUAUUUGCCGCCAUCGUGCGUUUCCACUCAUCUCAGAGAACGAGGGCAACGCCAAGAUUCUUUCGUGCAAAUAUCAUGGAUGGUCGUACGGUCUCAAUGGAAAGCUGGCCAAAGCCCCCAGGUUUGAUGACGUCCCGGGGUUCCAGAAAGAAAAUCAGAGCUUGUUCCCUGUACAUGUGCAUACUGAUGCUUUGGGCUUCAUCUGGGUGAAUCUCGACUCUUCUCCAGAUCCAGUCCCCUGGGAAGAAGAUUUCUACGGUGUCGACCGACAAGAACGAUUCCAGAGGUUCGACUUUACCCAGUACAAGUUCGACCAUACAUGGCAGAUGAACGGCGACUAUAACUGGAAGACACUGGCAGACAACUACAAUGAAUGCUACCAUUGCACUGUUGCGCAUCCCGAUGUGGCGAAGCUGGCUGAUCUGUCAUAUUACUAUACUGUAUCCACACCGGGGCAUAUCCAGCAUUUCUCCCGACCGAAGCCGGAUAAAGUUGAUGAGGAUAUCCAGAAUGCCAGCACUUAUUACUUUCCUAAUGCCUGCAUGACAGUCUCGCCUCAUUUCUUCUACAUGAUGCGAUGCGUCCCAACGUCUGCAGCAACUUGCUCCAUGGAAUACGAGGUCUACCGGCACGUAGAUGCCUCGGAUGAGGACUUUGAAUACAUUGACUCCUUCUUCAAGAGAGUCCUGGACGAGGACAAACACCUCUGUAAUGCUGCCCAGAAGAACCUGAAUGCUGGAGUGUUUGUUAAUGGUCAACUUCACCCUGACCUGGAGAGUGCGCCGUUGUUCUUUCAAAAUACUGUCAGGACCCUACUCCGAAGUCACCGGGGUGAGGAGCGAAGGUUACACAGAGAGAUCUGGCCAGCGCGGCAGCAUUCAGCAGGUCAGGCAACUGUAGAGGAUAUCGCUUUUUGUUCAGGGUUAGCAUGCUCAGUUGAUGGAUCUGCUGAACUGGAAUGGUAG
This is a messenger RNA of Aspergillus pseudoviridinutans, 1239 nucleotides long. RefSeq names its product iron-sulfur cluster-binding protein, rieske family domain protein. NCBI's taxonomy places the organism in Eukaryota, Fungi, Ascomycota, Eurotiomycetes, Eurotiales, Aspergillaceae. The coding region runs from base 1 to 1239 and encodes 412 amino acids. Gene Ontology annotation, molecular function: iron ion binding; 2 iron, 2 sulfur cluster binding. The record is from RefSeq and is a predicted model, not a curated record. The transcript is spliced from 2 exons.